GCCCAUAAUAAAACGCAUCCGGCAGUUCAGCACCACGACCACACCUGUUAUAUACUACUACUAUUCACGUAUAUUUCCCGUCCCUUCACUCUCGGUUUCAUUUCUCUCUGUUGUGUAGAAUCUCUCAAUCGAUUUGAAGUGAACCGGCAAUGGCGACCGAUGCCGAGAAGCUUACUCAGCUCAAAUCAGCUGUAGCUGGCCUUAAUCAGAUCAGUGAGAAUGAGAAGAAUGGAUUCAUCAACCUCGUAGCUCGUUAUCUCAGUGGAGAAGCACAACAUGUGGAAUGGAGUAAGAUCCAGACUCCUACUGAUAAGGUGGUGGUUCCUUACGACAGCUUAGCCCCUACUCCUGAUGAUCCAGCUGAGACCAAGAAGCUUUUGGACAAACUAGUGGUGUUGAAGCUCAAUGGAGGUUUGGGCACAACGAUGGGCUGUACUGGUCCCAAGUCUGUCAUUGAAGUUCGCAAUGGACUGACGUUCCUUGAUCUUAUUGUUAUCCAGAUUGAGAAACUAAACUCCAAAUAUGGAUGCAAUGUUCCCUUGCUCCUAAUGAACUCAUUCAACACUCAUGAUGACACACAGAAGAUUAUAGAGAAGUAUACCAACUCCAACAUUGAGAUUCACACUUUUAAUCAGAGCCAGUACCCUCGUCUGGUUGUUGAUGGUUUUUUGCCAUUGCCAUCUAAGGGGAACACUGGCAAGGACGGAUGGUAUCCUCCUGGCCACGGUGAUGUCUUCCCAGCCUUGAAAAACAGUGGAAAGCUUGAUGCCUUAAUAUCACAGGGCAAGGAGUAUGUUUUUGUUGCGAACUCAGAUAACUUGGGUGCUGUUGUUGACUUGAAAAUCUUACAUCAUCUAAUCCAAAACAAGAAUGGAUAUUGUAUGGAGGUGACACCCAAAACCUUGGCUGAUGUGAAGGGUGGUACUCUCAUCUCCUAUGAAGGGAAAGUUCAGCUCCUGGAAAUUGCACAGGUCCCUGAUGAGCAUGUUAACGAAUUCAAGUCAAUAGAAAAGUUCAAGAUUUUCAACACAAACAACUUGUGGGUGAACUUGAAGGAAAUUAAAAGGCUUGUGGAAGCUGAUGCAUUGAAGAUGGAGAUAAUUCCAAACCCAAAGGAGGUGGAUGGAAUCAAAGUUCUGCAGCUAGAAACUGCUGCUGGUGCGGCAAUUAGGUUUUUUGAUCAUGCUAUUGGAACCAAUGUUCCUCGAUCUCGAUUCCUUCCAGUGAAGGCAACUUCAGAUUUGCUCCUUGUUCAGUCUGAUCUUUACACCUUAGUUGAUGGUUUUGUUCUCCGAAAUGAAGCUAGAACAAAUCCUGCAAAUCCUUCUAUUGAAUUGGGUCCUGAAUUCAAGAAGGUUGGGAACUUUUUGAGUCGUUUUAAGUCAAUCCCUAGCAUCAUUGAGCUUAAUGGCCUGAAGGUGACUGGUGAUGUAUGGUUUGGUGCUGGUAUUGUGCUCAAGGGAAAAGUGAGUAUCUCUGCAAAACCUGGUGUGAAACUUGAAAUACCCGAUGGAGCUGUUCUUGAGAACAAGGACAUCAAUGGUCCUGAGGACCUGUAAGAAAGUGCUUGCUAUCUUGGAGGGUUCUACUGUCUUGCACAUUGAUGUGUCCUGUUCGUUUUGCGCUGGUUGUUCAAUGCUUAGUAUAUUGAUAUAAGAAUAAGAGUCAGUUUGCAGACUUUAUACAAAAUGGUUGUAGCUUGCGUGGUUGAUGCGUGGAGAGAGUAGGCUGACAUGAGGAUUUAUGGAAAACCAAAGGCAUGUUAUUACUCGACUAUAAAAGGGAAGAAAAGGAAAAAAAAUAUAUCCGUCAUUAUAUAUUUAGAGUUAUUGUACACUUUCAGACUACUUUCUUAUUGUCAAAAUCUACCAUUUGGGAUGAUUUUGUUUGCAGCACUCAGUCGCUAUCGAUUACAAUCAAAUAAAGGGAAAAGCUGGUGCAUUAUGAUUGCAAAA
Tripterygium wilfordii is the source of this 1955-nucleotide messenger RNA. RefSeq names its product UTP--glucose-1-phosphate uridylyltransferase-like. Gene Ontology annotation, cellular component: cytoplasm. The transcript has 21 exons. Bases 150 to 1559 code for a protein of 469 amino acids. Gene Ontology annotation, biological process: UDP-alpha-D-glucose metabolic process; glycogen metabolic process. The record is from RefSeq and is a predicted model, not a curated record. NCBI's taxonomy places the organism in Eukaryota, Viridiplantae, Streptophyta, Magnoliopsida, Celastrales, Celastraceae. Gene Ontology annotation, molecular function: UTP:glucose-1-phosphate uridylyltransferase activity.